AUGAGCCAUCAAUCGCAGGAUCAAGACUCUGCCGACUCUCAACGGCUACCCUACACCGGCUCGUGCCAUUGCGGAGAAAUCCGCUACAUUGUCUAUCUGACUCUCCCUCCCGCGACGCUUCUCAACUCAGAACCGCCGCCAUCUCGAGGAGUCCAGCGCGUUUACAGGUGCAAUUGCACCAUUUGCCAUAAAUCGGGGUUUCUCCAUGUCCGUCCCGCAUCUGCUUUCGACGACUUCUUGCUCCUAUCGCCCCUGGAUCCUCUAAAGAGUCUAGGCGACUACGUGUGUAACAAUGAGACGCUCCACUUCCUCUAUUGCAAAACGUGUGCGGUGAGAUGCUUCAUCUUUUACGGCGAAGGGGAAGCUGUCGAUGUCAGUCUGCCCGAGGCAGUUGCGUCAGGUGGUGCCAAAUCUGGGUCCGAGGAGGAUGGCGUCUCUGUCAAGGCCUGGAGGCCCAAGAAGGUCGAAUUCAAUGAUAGUCUUCCUAACCGAGGCUCAUAUCUUAGUGUGAAUGGACACACGAUUGAUGCAGGCCAGAAAGGCGUUGAUCUGAGGGAGUGGGUGGAAACAAGGGCCGUCAUGUAUCUCGAUUAUCUUCCAAACGAUGGGAGGUUGCCUCCACGUUGCGAGGCGCCGCAUGUUGGUGGUUCAUACUAA
Trichoderma aggressivum f. europaeum is the source of this 657-nucleotide messenger RNA. RefSeq lists its product as uncharacterized. The record is from RefSeq and is a predicted model, not a curated record. The transcript has a single exon. Bases 1 to 657 code for a protein of 218 amino acids. Gene Ontology annotation, molecular function: carbon-sulfur lyase activity. Lineage: Eukaryota; Fungi; Ascomycota; Sordariomycetes; Hypocreales; Hypocreaceae.